AUGCCUCCCACAUCCCUCGAAAUCAGCAUCCCCACAACUAGCAUCUCCGCAACCCAACCCCCCUACACCCUCUACAACAUCACCCUCCGCCUUCCCCUCCGCUCAUUCACCAUCUCCAAGCGCUACUCCGAAUUCACCACCUUCCACAACACCCUAGUUUCGCAAACAAACCUCCCACCACCCGCCCCUCUCCCGCCCAAAUCCUGGUUCCAGAAUACCAUCAACAACGCCACCCUCCGCGAAUCCCGCCGCGAAGCACUAGAAGCCUACCUCCGCGCUAUCAACGAAAGCGAAGAUCCCCGAUGGCGCAACAGUCCCGCGUGGCGGGCGUUCCUCAAUCUUCCUAGUUUGCCUUCGAAUAAUAAUAAUAACAAUGGCGGGGCAAGUACACGGCUCCACGCGGCAAUCACCGACCCCGGCGACUCGGAAGGCGGAGGCAUCACGGACCCGAUCCUCUGGCUCGAUUGCUUCAGGGAUAUGAAGGGGCAUUUACACGAUGCGAGACUUUAUCUUACGAGACGGGACCAGGAGACCACGCCGCAGCGACAGCAUGAGAGUUCGGCGAGGGCGAAGAGCGAGCUUGUUAGGGCCGGGGGGUUGAUUGCGAGUUUGGAGAGUGGGUUGAGGAAUUUGAGUAACUCUUCUUCUGGAGGUGGAGAGGAAAAUAAUGCAGGGUCAAGACCAGGAAGUAAACUCGGGCGCAGGAACACAGCCACGACCGCCACGGCAUGGAGUGUUAGUGGGAACAACACGCUCGGGGAAGGAGAGAUGCGACGACGGAAGGAUCUGCUCAUCAAUGCGAGGAAGGAGAAAGAUGGACUGGAGGAUCUGUUGAAUGCGAUGGCGGCGAAGAGUCGGAUUGAUAGUGCGGUGGCGUCGAUUCAGGAUAAGGAGGCGUUGAUGGGGACGCAGGGGGGCAAGAAGGCGAUUCGGUCGUCAGGGAGAGUGUUGGGGAGGGAGACGGAGAGGACGCGCGAGUUGGAUAAUAGUGGGGUGGUACAGUUGCAGAAGCAGAUGAUGGAGGAUCAGGAUGUCGCGGUGGAUGAGUUGAUGAGGAUUGUCAAUCGGCAGAAGGAGUUGGGGAUUGCAAUUAACAAUGAGUUGCAGGUGCAGAAUGAGUUAUUGAAUUUGGCAGAUGAGGAUGCUACGAGGUUGGGUGGGAAGAUUGAUAUUGGGAAGAAGAGGAUUGGGAGAAUAUCUUGA
Messenger RNA from Aspergillus welwitschiae, 1203 nucleotides. Its product is annotated as Qc-SNARE protein. Gene Ontology annotation, molecular function: phosphatidylinositol binding. NCBI's taxonomy places the organism in Eukaryota, Fungi, Ascomycota, Eurotiomycetes, Eurotiales, Aspergillaceae. The transcript has 2 exons. Gene Ontology annotation, cellular component: intracellular membrane-bounded organelle. The coding region runs from base 1 to 1203 and encodes 400 amino acids. The record is from RefSeq and is a predicted model, not a curated record.